AUGUCUUCUGAUAGUGGAUUACUUCGACGUUCCUCACUUCCAUCACAACUAUCACAAACUCAACAAUCGCUUACAUCAAAUGUGACUACACCUCCUCCUACUAGUACGAAUACAAUAGGAUUAUCUUUAUCAAGUGGAAAUAAUAAAAGUAAAAAGGAAUGUUUCACCUUUGAACCACAACAAUGGCGUAGAUCUGUAUGCAAGAAUUGUUUUCGUACACAACCGGAGCAUAAAUCAUCAACACAACAACAGAUUUCCAAUAAUAAUAAUAAUAAUACUGGUGUUCCAGGUGUCAUCGGUUCCAAUGAUGACAUAAAUUCAACUUUGAAAGCUCAACAAAUAUUGGACAGUGAUGGAGGUAGUGGUGUUGAAGCGGAUAAUGGUGGUUAUGAUGUCAAAUCCCGUGAUUCCUUUAUAAAUAAAACUAAUAAUGGAAUAAUUGGUAAUAAUGCAGCAGCAAGAGCUGCUGCUAGAAAGAUGGCUGUUGGUCAAAGAUAUUCCGACUUAGAAGUACGUAGUUCGCUAAGUGGUCAUGAUAUCAAGAAAUCGUCUGGUAUUGUCAAUCCUACAGGACAACAAUCAACUGUUGGUGUUGUUCAUUCAUCAGCAUCCAGUAUAGAUGCAAGAUAUGUCGAAGAACUUGAAAAUGAUUUUUUCGCUUUAGAAGAUAAACAUGAUCUUUUAAUAAGAGAACGUGAUGAAUUAAAUUCAGAAUUAGAAAUAAAAGUACGUACAAUCAGUGAACUUCAAGCUACACUGGAUCAAUAUCGUGAGAAGGUGACACAUCUUGAAAGACGUUGUGGACAUUUAGAGGAAGAAGUAAAAAGUUAUCGUGAACGUUUAAAACUUCCGGAAAGUGAUCAAAAUCACUCACCUAAUACAACAAUACUAGAUCAACAGCAUAAUGUUAUCGGUUUAACAGAUAUACAUUGUAGUGCAGAAUUACAACAACGUCUUAAUGAAGUUGAACAGUUAUGUCAAGAGGUGAUGGAAGAGAAUGAACAAUUGAAAGAAGAUGUAGAAGAAAUGCAUAGAGAGAUUGAAGAAAUGCAUGAUCAUUUUCAGGAGGAAGAUCGUGAUGCUGUACGAGAAUUGCAACGUGACUUGGAAGCAGCUAACAAAGCUUGUAGAAUAUUACAGUUUAAGCUGAGGAAAGCUGAAAGACGCUUUGAACAAUGUGAAGCUGAACGUGCCAACUUGGAAGAACGUUUAGCUAGACUGGAGUCAGAAUUGUACAGUGAAGCUGAUGUUGCACACAUUCAUAAUUUAGAGGAGGAAUUACGUGUUGCUAAAGAAGUUGGUGUACGUUUAAACAAUGAAUUGGAUUUGUUGGAUGAGAAACGUGUCUAUUAUGAAGAAGAAAAUCGUCAGUUGAAUGAAGAAUUACAAACAUCACAGAAUAGAAGAAUAGCAGUUGAAAAUGAACUUGGUCGGUUAAAAUUAGAAUUUGAUAAAUUGAAAAAUGAAAGAGGGGUCAUCGAUAAGGGACCAUUACAGGUUACUGAUAAAAAUAGAUCUAGACAAGGUGUAUCACUAUCUCGUGAAGCAUCAUUUGAAGAGCAUCAAAUAAUGAGAGAUUUGGAAGCGGCUAGAGAAAGAGAAACUGAUCUUUCAGAACAAUUAAGAUUUGCUGAAGAAGAAAUACGUAAAGUUAAACGGCGAUUGAAAGAAUCGCAAGCAGAAAAUGACAUAUUAUCAAAGAAAAUGGGGAGAAUAUUCUCACUCCAGACGCAGGAUAGUCGAAUAAGCGAACAGACUGGAGUUGAAGGUGCUGAAGAUCAACAUUCUGUGCCACCAACAACACCUUACAAUUCAGCUAUCAAUUCAGAACACACUAAGUCUAUACUGUCUACAGUGGGUAGUCGAAUAAGGGGUCAGGUGAACGCUGGAAAUGAAGGAACUGUAACAAUGAACAAUCGAAAACUACAGAAUUCAACCAAUGUAGAAACAUGUCAAUCAGUUAAUCCUACAAAUAAAGAAAAGAUCAACACAAAUGACUCAGAGUUAAUGAAUUCAAACAAUAUUCAAGAUUCAAUUGAUUUAUCAUUGAACAAAGAAUACAAACAAAAAUUAGAUACAACACUUAAAGAAAAUGAUUUAUUAAAGGGUAAACUACGUGAAACAGAUAAACAAUUGAAACAAAUUAUUCGUGAUGUACGCGUUUUAAGCAGCUUCGAUCAGGGAGAUGGUUGGUUUGAAAAGUAUAAUGAUGUACGUGAAACAAUGAAGGAUCAAGAGAAUGAAAUAUCACAUAUGAAGAAGAAAUUGUCUGAACUACAGGAUGAAAAUGCAAAACUUCGCACUAUUGACAGAAAAUCGGAACAGCAAACAAACAGUAGGAGACAGCGUCCUGUAAACUUACAGUUGAUGAGUCAAGAACUUCUAAUUGAAGAAAUACGACAUUUAGAAGAGGAACUGAAUGAGAUAACAUGUGAAGCAAGUUCAACACGUGAACAAGUGAAUAGUUCUCAAGUUCGGAUCAACUAUUUAGAAGAUUCGUUAGCAGAAUAUCGAAAUGAAUCUGAUAGACGAGAAAGCGAACUCUUAAAGUUUUUAAGUCAUUUAGAAGAAAAGUGUACUGUACUUAAUGAAUUGCUCACAAUAUUAGAAGAACAAAACACCAGUCUUCAAACAGAAAUUUGCAGUCUACUAAAUGUGAACUAUGUCUCCGAUGAUUCGUCCACCAUGACAACCAAGAAGGUAGAAGAAACCUCGAAUGAGUCGGCCAAGAUAGGAGAUACAAAUCAGAAGAUUCGUUGCUUAGAAAAACUUUUAUCUGAAGAACAUCAGCGUACUUUGGUUCUACAGAAGCGUUUAGAGAUAGCUUCUAAACCAAAUGUAAGUGUAGACCGAAAUUCAGAGAAACAGUUGGACUCUAAACGUAGUGAAAUGCUUCAAAGAGAGCUGGAUGAAAAAGAAGAAAUGAUUGAUGCUCGUGAUGAACAAAUUACUGACUUAAAGUCACGUGUUGAACAAAUGCGUAAAAUGAAUGAAGCAAUGCGUGCAUUGAUGGAGAAAGAACCAAAUGAAAACAAGCCUCAGAAAAUGGGUACUGUUGUGGAAAUUGCCAGUUAUAAAAAAGAGAUAGACAGUAUGCGGAAAGAAAUGCAAAUUAUACGUAAUAAUCUUACACAAGCUGAAAAAUUCAAAGAGAAACUGGUCAAAGAGAAUAGAGAACUUCAAGAGGAAUUGAAAUUGAGAGAAGAUUCAAUAUUUGAACAAGAUGAUGAACUAGAAAAACGUAAUAGUGAAAUUCGUGCGCAUAAAUCGUCUAUGGAACAAAUGAAACGAGAGUUGGAACAGACAAAACGUGUUUUAGCCCAAGCGAAAGCUGCAGAAAUCAGUGGAGCAUCUGGUCGGUUAAGCGCUAAAAUUGCAGAGAUUGAAAGAUUACGAAUGGAGUUGAACAAUGCAACACAAGAUUUGAAAGAAACGAAAUCUAGUCAAGAAGAAUGGAAAAGAAUAGCAACUCAGAAUGAAGAUACAAUGAAACAUCUUGGCAAUGAAAUAAUUCAGUUACGUAAUGCAAUAGUGGACAAGGAUAAAAUGUUAACUGAACUUCAUGCUUAUCUGAAAGAGUCACGACAGAAUAAUGAAAGUGUAAAACUUCAAUGUGAGACUGCUGAAUCAAAACGUGUUGAAGCAGAAAAAAGACUUGAAGAAUUAAAAGAAAGGUUAAUGACUCGAGAACAAGAGUUGAAAAAUUUACGUAAACGUAUGGAAGAAGCAGUUCAUAUGAAUGGUAACAACAAUAAUAAUCCUGAUUUCAUUCAAGAUUCAACUAUUACAAACAAUCGGGAUUUAAUGUUGAAUCGACGUGGUUUCGAAGUGGAUAAACUUAGAAGAGAAUUAUCCUUGACAAAAAGAGAAAAAGAAGAUUUAUAUACUGAAUUGAAAAAAUUACGAUAUAAGUUGGACAAACGGCAUACGUCUGAAGAAAGAGGUAGAAAAGAUAUAACUGGUUACCUUUCAAAUUUAAACAUGGGUAAUACGUAUGCCAAAGCAAUCGCAGCUCAACAGCCUACAACAAAAAUCACUCUACUGAAUGAACACAUUGGUAUGUUAAAUCGGGCCAAUGCAGAAUUAAAAGUACAAAAUGAAUCAUUACAUAAUAAUGUAAUCGAUUAUCAACGACGUUAUCGAAGCAUUAAAGAACAGUAUGAAGGGGAACAAGAAGCAUGGCUUACUGAAAGACUUGUACUUGAAUCAAAAGCAAAAGAGCAAGAAGAUCGUCGAACUGCAUUAAUCAAUACCCGAAAGCUACUUCAAGAUACAAGUGUCAAAUUGUUCGACCUAGAAAAGGAGAGUGAAAAGAAAAUACUGAGUUUACAGUCAGCAUAUGAAAAGUUGGAGAAAGAGAAACAAGCAAUAGAGGUUUGUCUUGAUACUAAAUUAGCCCAAUUAGAAGAUACACAAAAAUUGCCUAAAGUAUUGCAAAGAUUUAGUACAAGUUCCAGUAGUACUCGUCCAAGUGUACUAACUUCACAAGCGCGUACUGUACAAUUGGAAAAUCAAGAAGUUAUCCUUAAACUACAAAAUGCUGAAAGAAUGAUUAGUAAACUACGGACUGAACUGAUUGAAUUGAAAGAAUCAUAUGCAACACAGAAUAUUGCUGCUGUACAAGAAGCUGAGGAGGCUAGGUUAGCAAUGGAAAGAGAAUUAGAAGACAUAAAGGAUCGGUUAUUAACGAUGGAGUGUUAUCGACAACAAGUUGAAUUAUUCCGACAUCGUCAUUUUGAACUUGAAGAGAACGCUGAACGUGAAUAUAAAAUAUGGCAAGAAGAAAGGGAUAAUUUAGUUUACCAAUCUGAAGAAGCACGUGUUAUGAUAAAUCAAUGGAGUACACAGAUAAAGUGUAAAGCAAAUAAUGAAGAUGUAAAACCUGAAGACAUUUUAAAUGAUAUUUUAAAAUCCAUGGAGAAAUGGUCUACAGAACGUGAAAGACUUCCAAACUUAAAACGUCGUAUGCUUGAUUCCGUCUCCUCAAUGGAAAGUACGUCAGGUCUUGGUUUAAGUUCAGGUGCAACAAAUAGUCCAAUGGUAACACAAUCGAAAAGUGGUCUAAUGAUCAGUUCAACAAUAUCACCAUUCUCUCCGAGUUUACUACCAAGAGGAUCAUCGUUAACCAUCAAAGAUCUACAUCAAUGGAAUGGACUGGUGUGCAUUAAGUCUUGCCACAGUACAGGAAUUGGCGGUGGCAGUAAUUACAGUCUGAUGGGUAACAGUCGUUGUGGUAGAUCUGUGUCACCUGAAGUCACUGUGAAAAAGAUCUCAAACUACCCUGAUCCAACACUUGGAUUUUUAGUUCGUCCAACUUCAAGACAAGGUUCACAAGACAGUUUAGCUAGUAUAACGGACUAUUCUCUGAGGUCAUUCACUCUGCCAGGUAAACCACCUAUUCGAAGCAUUAUUUCUCCAGCUAGACGAAUGUUUUUCGAAGAUGAUCGAGAGCAUAAAUCCAGUGAAAUUGACUUACAUCGUUCUACUCAACAUCAUCCAUCAAAUAAUGUCAAUUCUGGUAAUACUGAUACGCAAAAUGAAACGAUUAAAACCAAUCCGUUAAAUAUAAAAAAUCCUGAAGAAACAUAUCUGAAACAUGCUACCGAAAUCAGUCAGAAAAUCAAUGAAACAUCUACUCUAAAAAGUGAUAACGAUAAAACGAAAAACUCAAACAAUCCACCAAUAUCUAAUAUAAACAGUAAACGGGGUAGUCAAACAAAACUGAAUGAGGAUUUAGAAAACCAACUGGUACGCAUUCACGUUUAUCGUUUACUAAUCGAUUUACACCAUCAUCUUGACAAAGCACAUUCAGUUGAACCGAAUUCAAGUCAUGACUACAAUAAAGAUGGUGGGGUUGAUGGUAGUAGUACUGGUGACAAGGGGGUGCUGAGUAAAUCUCGAGAGAAUUUGUUCAGUAAAUCCUCAAAGAAGGAUAAAACUUCUUCAACAAGAGCAAUAUCACAAGAGAAAAUGAAGGGCAAGUCACCAGAAAGAGAUAAUUCAGUGAACAAUGCUCCUCAGAUAAAUGAAGCAAUAUCACGUCACGACAAUCCACUUCAACAAUCACAAUCAGUGGUGAAAAGAUCGAAGUCAGUGUCAAAUAUCUCUCCAGCCAUUAUGGCGUUAAGACAGAAAUUUUCUGGUGGAGGAAAAUCUUGA
This is a messenger RNA of Heterobilharzia americana, 6159 nucleotides long. The record is from the annotation of a GenBank genome assembly. NCBI's taxonomy places the organism in Eukaryota, Metazoa, Platyhelminthes, Trematoda, Strigeidida, Schistosomatidae.